Molecule: messenger RNA, 1121 nt
Organism: Eutrema salsugineum
Lineage: Eukaryota; Viridiplantae; Streptophyta; Magnoliopsida; Brassicales; Brassicaceae
Product: probable UDP-3-O-acylglucosamine N-acyltransferase 2, mitochondrial
Exons: 10
Coding region: 69-986 (305 amino acids)
Biological process (GO): lipid A biosynthetic process
Source: RefSeq, a predicted model, not a curated record
ACAAGUAAAGUUUCGGACUUUAAAGACAAACCCAGCUCCUUCAAAUUUUCUUCUCCAUUUCUGUGACUAUGGCGGCCACUCUUCGGAGAUUAACAUCCGAUUCCGUACGUAAUUCUCUUAAAGGAACCUUCUUGAGCAAACCCUUUAUCCCGAAGCAGCUUCGUCUUCCUUGGAGUUCUCGAAGUUUAUCUGAUUCCUCAUUUGGUUCUGCGACUGCUGAUGUUUGUCCAAAUGCAGUUGAUUGUUAUCAAGGGUCAGAGACCGGUGGUGUUAUUGUCAAUGAAGGGUUUCUGAGAUGGAGAAAUGGAGGAGGGACAUGUCAUAGCUCGGCUGUAAUUGAUUCAUCGGCUUUGGUUGAGUUUGGCGCGGUGGUUCAUGAAAAAGCGGUCUUAGGUCCAGAGGUUCACGUAGGAUCCGGGACUGUAAUUGGACCAUCAGUCAAAAUCGGUCCUUCCACAAGAAUCGGAUAUAAUGUUUCAAUCAGCAACUGUAGUAUUGGUGAGUCAUGUGUCAUACACAAUGGAGUCUGCAUAGGUCAAGAUGGCUUUGGUUUUUACAUUGAUGAACAUGGAAACAUGGUGAAGAAGCCUCAAACCUUGAACGUAAACAUAGGAAAUCGUGUGGAAAUCGGUGCUAAUUCUUGCAUUGAUCGAGGCAGCUGGAGAGAUACAAUGAUUGAAGAUGAUACGAAGAUAGACAACUUAGUUCAGAUAGGUCACAAUGUGAUAAUUGGAAAAUGUUGCUUGCUCUGUGGUCAAGUAGGCAUCGCUGGUUCAGUAACAAUUGGUGACUAUGUAGCUUUAGGAGGACGAGCUGCUAUUCGAGACCAUGUCUCCAUUGUAGCUAAGGUUCGAUUAGCGGCUAAUACUUGUGUUACCAGAAACAUCACUGAGCCAGGAGAUUAUGGAGGCUUUCCGGCUGUCCCAAUUCACCAGUGGAGAAAGCAGAUUGUUCAAGAUCGGAUUUCGAACAAGAGGAAAACCUGAAUCAGAGAUAAUAAAAUUGAGUAUUUGUUAUGUAAUUUGAUUAGAGUUUUCAUUAAUUUUUCUUAGUGUUUUCCGUAUUAUGAAGGUACAUUUAUCAGUAAUCUAAUGAAAACAAAAUAAUCAAUCAGACGGAUA